Molecule: messenger RNA, 4963 nt
Organism: Priapulus caudatus
Lineage: Eukaryota; Metazoa; Priapulida; Priapulimorpha; Priapulimorphida; Priapulidae
Product: ras-specific guanine nucleotide-releasing factor RalGPS2-like
Exons: 17
Coding region: 281-2197 (638 amino acids)
Biological process (GO): Ras protein signal transduction; positive regulation of GTPase activity
Cellular component (GO): plasma membrane
Molecular function (GO): guanyl-nucleotide exchange factor activity
Source: RefSeq, a predicted model, not a curated record
UUGUGUGUGAACUCGGCUGUUACUGCUGCCCCUGACGCCGUGCGUCGUGCACCCACGUACGUCGCUGCUGCUGCUGGCGCUCCCGCUGCUGCUGUCGCCGGCCUGUGUUUUGCACCUGUGUUGUUGCUGCUGCCGCUGCUGUUAUUGCUCCGCCCGUGGUUAGGGUGUUAGCGUGGGUUUAGGACAUUACUGGGCGUCUAGUCACGUUAUAACGGGAGUAGGUGGACAGUGCUACGUCGUAACGUGCUGUUGGAUUCACACGUGUGUGAGAGAGAGCGAGAUGAAGGGAUACAGAGCGCGGCCGCCCGUAGCUGUAAAGUAUGCUACCUUACCGCGGGCCGCUGCCGCCGCCGCCGCCACGACCAGCUCUGCCGCUCAGUUCAAGUGGAUGUUGGACAUGAGUAGGCGGGCGCGGUACCUCCUCCAUGGGGAUGGCUUCAUGGACAAUCCCAGCUUCUCGGACAGCGACAGAGACGCGCGGGAGCAUCAGUCGUCACCGAAGCCGGAGGGCCGGCUCAUGGGUCUCGCUCCCAAGUCUGCAGGCUACACAGAGUUCAUGCAGGUGUCACGGUCGAGUGACACGCUGGACCGGGCGUUGGACACUCGAUGGUCCAGUGGCAGCAGCACCGUCGCUCCUAGCAGCAGGACGGCGGCCAAAAGCUACGACGCCGUUGUGUUUGACGUUCUCAAGGUCGCUCCGGAAGAUUUUGCUAGUCAGAUAACGUUAUUAGACCUUCCAAUUUUCCAAGAUAUCAAGCCUGAGGAAUUGACAAGCUGUGCAUGGAACACGAAGGAGAAGCAUAUCAAAACACCAAAUAUUGUGCUAAUGACCAGAAGGUUUAACCAUGUGAGUUUUUGGAUAGUGAAGGAGAUACUAGGAGCUCAGUCAUUCAAGCUCAUGGCUGAUGUGCUAACACAUUUCAUAAAACUUGCCAAAAAGCUACACGAGCUCAAUAACCUCCACGCUGAAUUCGCUGUGAUAUCCGCAUUGCAAAGCGCACCAAUAUUCAGAUUGUCGAAAACGUGGGCGUUGGUCUCGAAGAAAGACCGGUCUACGUUCGACAAACUUGCAGACGUGUUCUCAGAGGAAAACAACAGGCAAAAGCUGCGAGAUUAUAUGAGCAACAUCAAGCUACCGGUUAUUCCAUAUCUAGGCAUGUAUCUGACAGAUCUGGUGUACAUAGACGUCGCUCACCCUCACUCCGGCGGUCUGGAGAGUCAACAACGUCUGCUGCUAAUGAACAACAUCCUGCGUGUGAACGCUGACUUCCAGCAGUCACAGUAUGAUCAGUUGCCGCCGUUGCAGCACAUUCAGAACUACCUAAAGUCAGUGCGUUACAUAGAGGAGCUACAGAAGUUUGUGGAGGAUGACAACUUCAAGUUAUCACUGACCAUAGAACCACUGACUACGCCAGCUGCUACCAAUGCCGUCGCAUCGAAAGCGAAGGAGGACGUUGGACUGGUUCCCUCGUCACCCGCCAAAACUCACUCGUUUCGCCAGCCGCCCUGUAGCUCUCCGCGCCUCGUGCAGGCUCACCGCAAGACACGCAGCUUAGGAACAAAUUUCCUUCAUUUACAAGCACCACCUGAAUUUCAAGGGGUGAGCCAGCUUCCAGUGCAGGACAGCGUGCGCCACCUGCUGGAUGAUUCGGUGCUGGAGGAAUCACCGUGCGCGUCGCGCGAGGGCUCCAUCUGUGGGCAGCUGGCAGAGAUUGUGAGCGAGGAUUCAGCAGUCACCGACGAACAGGAGAAAGAUGGACCUGUCGAUGCAACUGAAGAGCUGAUACCUCAGGACGUGCUAAGGACGGCCAACUUCAAGUGUCAGGGCUGCCUGCGGCGAAAGACGGUGCUGAAGGAUAGGAAAAAACCGCCGGUAACGUCAUGGACUCGCUACUGGGUGGCGUUGUGGGGCACGUCGCUGCUCUACUACCCGGCAAAGGCGCUGCGUGGCAACGAGCGGUCGGACUACAAGCACAACCCGUGUAAGAUGCACUCGAUAGUCGCAUGGGACAUCGUCAUGGUCGGCAUAGACCCGAUGCAGUCUAACACGUUUCAACUCAUCGAUCCAGUCAAAGGAAAUAUCUACAAGUUCCGGGCAGAUUCCCUCGGCAGGGCGCAGGACUGGUGUAGAGCAUUGUCGGAAGCUUCACAGUCAUAUCAGCCAAAACCACCUGCAAACCUGAUGACCUUUGAGUGACCUUUAAUUCAAUAUCGGUGUCAGUCGAGAUCUCACUCGGAUGGGAAUGCACGUCCUGGCUGGGAUGAUGUCGGUGGACAUGGCCCACCUGCAAUGAUUAUGGACACAUGCCACCUCGGGGUGAUGGGCUGGAUAUACAUCUCUUCCAGGAUCAGGGGGAUAGACAAAUCUCACCUGGGAAGAUGGUUGUGGGCACAUCCUGCCUGCUAUGAUGGGGGCUGAUAUAUCUCUGUCUGGGAUGAUGGGGAUGGACACAUCCUGUCUGGGAUGAUGGGGAUGGACACACAUCCUGCUGAGAAUGAUGGGGAUGGACACACGUCCUGCCAGCAGGAGAGAAGCCAAUUGCUGCUAGCCUACAAGAAUCUCACACUUGUGUACUCAGUCAUGCUGUGUCAGUCGUGGCACAGCUGUGUCGCCCGCGGGGCGUGCUCACUUAACACGGUAGUCAUUCUAAUCUGCUACAGGCCAUCAGAGUUAACCAUGAUACCUGUUCGCACACCACUAUGUAAAUAUAUUGCAAUUUUUAAGCGCAAAGAGUUGAGGCUCGGGUCGGUAAUGUAAGGUAAGGUUAUUUCUAUGUACAUUUCUGAUACGCGGAUGUACGGUUCUCAGUGCUGUCACCGUGGCUUUGCGGUUAUUUGGAAUACGCAGUGUAACAGUAGCACAGUGAACAACAGUACAUGUCAGAGUUGUCUCCUUCUUUGAGAGCAUGAGAAACGUGUUCGAUGUGAUCGUGAAAACUGAAUAGUGAAAGCUGUGGUUCGUUGACGACGUUUUGAAAUCUGCCCUGUUCUGGAAACUGUGCUGCUGGCUGCUGCGACUAUAGCCACCAAUGUAUGUGUGCAUUAGUCCGUAUGUACGUGCCUGCAUUAUUGCAUGCGUGCAUGUGUGGCUAGGUGUACACGUGUCCACUUGUAUGGCUGGGUGUGGGUCUGGGUCUGUUGGUGCUUGGUACUUUACUCUAUGCAGAGGCUUGAUGAUUUUAGCUAUAGCGCAGGGUUGGGUUAUAUUAGCUUUUAUCCUAGCGCGAGAGCAUUGCCUGUGUCAGGGUCUGUGUAGACGUGCAGUAGGGAUCUGUAUGUAAAUAGGAUGGGCAGAAUGGUUUUAGCAUAAAACAGUAAUAGAGGGCUGCGAACAGGGUUGUGUGUGGUAGCACCGGUAUUGCUGUCAUCGUCAUCAUCAGCUUCUGCAUUGUCAUCGUCAUCUUCAUUGGUAUCAUAAUGAUCGUCAUUGCCAUCAUCAUCAUCAUUAUCAUCGUCAUCGCCGUCAUCAUUGUCAUCAUCGUCAUCGUCGUUGUUGUCUUCAUCAUCAUCGCCGUCAUAAUCGUCACCGUCGCCAGCAUUAGCUGCUGCGCAACGGAUUGUGUCCGUUACUGUGACGAGAAAUGCUGUGUGUUUCAUAACACGAGCAAUUCAAUCAGUUAGCUUGGCAAUAUAGCUUGUCAGUGAUUUAAUGUAAGGAUAUUUAUUUUUAAUGUACUCACGCACAAUGCACUGUACGUUAAGGUAAGGCUAAACAAGAUGCUAUGCCCGAUAUAUCCUCAUCUGCAAAUAAACUUUCUUGGAGCAAAGUGAUGGUGACACUGAUUGCCAUGACUAAUUGAUUGAUCUGGUGGCGGAACCUGACAAUAUCGGUGCAAUUAAUUGAUCCACGUGUGCUUCCACCUCGCAGAGACUGGCAUAGACUUAGAACUACUGUGUUUUAUAAUGUUCUCUUCACUAUUACAGCACUUUACCGCCACCCUCACAGCCUCGUGAUAUAGUAGGGUGUCUGGCAGUGUGGGCGAAGGUUGUCGUGGAUAGGCUUGAAUUAUUGGUAGUGUACGUGACUAAGUUUGCAUAAUUCGUUUUAAGGGAUCGUAGCUUUCUCGUGGAGUGUAUGUAUAUUAUGUGUAUGUAAACAGGCGUGGUGAGGUGUUUUGGAGUGUAUGUAUGCGUGCCCAGGCAUCACUGAGUAGAAAGAUUUUUGGUGCUCCAGAAGUUUUAUUUUGUUAAGUGAGCGAUGUCAGUGGUUCGUUGAACAAACUAGAUCUGACGAGUAUUUCUGUUGUCACAUUUUAGUCUUUGUUUUUGUUUUUUGUAAAUUCAUGCAUUUUACUGAUGCUUUUGUACAUAGAAUUUUAAACGGUACUGUACAGUGUUGGAAACCAAAAUGUGCAUAAGUCUAGUUCACGAAAAGUCUUCUUAACAUCGUCGUAAAAUCAAAAUCGCGUGCAUGUUUCUCACUGUAAGAAGGAACGGUUGUAAAGACAAGCAAAUGAGGUAUUUCUCAUCGUCGUGAGCUGGCAUCAUAGCAGCGAAGUGAUAGGUAAACGUGACGUCAUGAUUUCCAGAUGAAAAUCUUUUGAAUCUGUUAAGAUGCUCUGCACCAGAACGGUGUCAUUACAGACGUAGACAUGUAUAACAUUUUUGUAGUUCUGCCCUAAGCGGAGACAACCGCGUGUCUGUUUGUGCGUGCCUGCGUGCGCUUGCACGUGUAUUAUGUAUAAAAGUGCGUGCAUGCGGGCCGGCAGACGUGUGUGCUUGCACGCGAUAUGUAGCAUACAAGAUAUGUGUAUUCAAGCAUUCAGUUGGUAUACAUAUAUUAGCUCUUGAUAUACAUAUAUAUAUAUGUAUAUAUGUAUAUAUAUAUAUAUAUGUAUAUAUAUAUAUAUAUAUAUAUAUAUAUGUAUGUAUGUAUACAUGCAGCUGAAUGCUUUCAGUCCUGUGUGCUGAGAUGCUACCUUUUAGCUUAAAAUAAAUUCUAAGUUGUUAGACUGUAUAAUAA